This is a messenger RNA of Penicillium coprophilum, 465 nucleotides long. RefSeq names its product Pectin lyase fold/virulence factor. Lineage: Eukaryota; Fungi; Ascomycota; Eurotiomycetes; Eurotiales; Aspergillaceae. The record is from RefSeq and is a predicted model, not a curated record. The coding region runs from base 1 to 465 and encodes 154 amino acids. The transcript has a single exon.
AUGUUGUAUAAUUUUUACAACGCUCAGAACGUCUUUGCGGGUCUUCUACAAACAGAGACACUAUAUAUGCAAGGUCGGGGUGAAUACCAGGCCGCGCCAGCGCCAUGGACAGCCAUAGCCAAGUACGGUGACCCUGGUUUCUCGUGGUGUGCUGCGAAUGAUCAAAAAUGUCGCACUGCAAAAGCUACGAAUGUCGACGGCGGAUCCAAUAUCACGCUGUACAACUCAGCUGCCUGGGCCUUCUUCGACAGGUAUUGGAAUGGUCUAUAUGCGGAGCCUUGUAACGGGAGCUGCCAACCCAACAUGAUGCGGGUGACAAACAACCCUCAAAAUCUGCUUUGGUAUUCGAUCAGCACGCGCAUGGCAGACGUUAUGGUGCUUGAUGGGAAGAGCAACCCUCGUGAAUCAAACCACAAAGGCGGGUGGGAAGGCAUCAUCCAGGUCUAUGGUCAGUUCGUAGCAUGA